UCACCUCCACUUCUCGCCUUUCUUCACUUCAGACGCUGGACUUCCUGUGAAAGGUAAACAAAUGGAACACCAAACACCGACCUGUCAAAUGAUUCAAAAUGUAACCCGCAAGCGGGUGUUUAAAGGAGCGAAAUGCCUGGACAGAAAAGAAAAUACAACGUUCGUUUUCCACCCGGUCGCAUUAAGAAAAUCAUGCAGAAAGAUACGGAGGUGGGCAGAAUGGCCACUGCUGUUCCGGUUAUCAUAUCUAAAGCUCUGGAAAUGUUCUUGAUCUCAUUGCUCACCAAGACCAGCUUAAUCACUCAGUCCAAGAACAGCAGAGUCAUGUCCAUCAACCACAUGAAACAGUGCAUUGAGUCUGAGAAGCUGUUUGACUUCCUGAAGGAGCUUGCGGAACAGGCCUCCGGCUCGUCAGCAGCCAAGGAAAGCAAAGCCAAGGGCAAGUGUUUGGGGCACAGAAAGAAGUGGCACAACAUGGCCAUCAAAACCAAGUCACCAGAGAAGGAGGAGCUGCCCAAGAGGCAUAACACUGAGCCUUCAGACUCCUCUAGUGAGUCUGAGCUUGUGAUCUGCUUGGAGACACAGUCACCUUGAUACCAGCCGCUGAAAUACUGGCUCUGUAGCUCACCUCAGUGAAAACUGCAGCAAUAUUUAUGAAGACCCAACAAGUUUUUCUUUUAAUAUUUCCCAGAAAAAAAAUUUUUAAUUUGUAAUUUUUUGCUACCGAGGCUGAAUUAAAAUGCAAAGAAAACUAAAAUAUGACAAAAAGCUUAGAAUUUGAUAAAACAAAAAUGUCACUAUAUAUUUGUGAAAAUGUUAAUGCAAAUAUCUUGAUGUUCAUGACUUUAGUAUGUUUUAAAUCCUUGUAAGGAAAAUGACUUUGUGUUUAUGCUGUAAGGGAGAUAUUUUUUCUAUUCUGAGCACUACUGCUACUUUUUUCUUUUCCUCUGUUGGAUUCAUAACUGUUGUUGAACCUGCGACUGUCUAAUGUGUUAAAGAGCUAAUGAAAUAUCAAUGCUAUUGAAGUACAGAACUGUUCCUUAACCAACUUUAAUUUACUGUUCAUGUAAUCCAGAAGAAAAUGGGCUUUGUGAGAAUACACACAAGUGGAUGUAUUUUAUAGCUACAACACUAUGUAAUGUUUUAAGGUUUUCAGUAAAGAUGUUCUGUGGAUGUUACAUGAAUUUUGAAAGCCAUUUUCUGCUCUUACUUAAUAUUUAACAAAUUACUGAUAGUUACAAAUACAGCCAGAAAAAAAACAUCACUAAGCAUUAUAAAAAGGAGUGAGAGGUUGAUGAAAAUGUAAUUUUAUUUUAAGAAAAAGUGAAUGGAACAGUUUCACCCGUUUCCAAAUUGUGAUG
This is a messenger RNA of Pangasianodon hypophthalmus (striped catfish), 1361 nucleotides long. Its product is annotated as dr1-associated corepressor. Gene Ontology annotation, cellular component: negative cofactor 2 complex; nucleus. Gene Ontology annotation, biological process: negative regulation of transcription by RNA polymerase II; positive regulation of transcription by RNA polymerase II; transcription by RNA polymerase II. NCBI's taxonomy places the organism in Eukaryota, Metazoa, Chordata, Actinopteri, Siluriformes, Pangasiidae. The coding region runs from base 133 to 594 and encodes 153 amino acids. The transcript is spliced from 7 exons. The record is from RefSeq and is a predicted model, not a curated record. Gene Ontology annotation, molecular function: protein heterodimerization activity; core promoter sequence-specific DNA binding; transcription coactivator activity.